GAGACACACUGGGGAACAUAGAAAACACUGGGAAAACCAAGGAGAAUGAAUACAGACUAUGACACUGGACAGAUUUUGGUGAAACUCUCAAAACGGGAACUGUUUCGCUCGGCUGGACGUCGUUUCUCCGCUUUUUUCUGGGUUCAACCGUCCACCUUGGUUUGGAACAGAAAGGACAUGAUGAACAGAGAUCGCAACAGAGUGUAUAAGCGAAUGACUGUCAUGUUCUUCCUGGUCGUGGUAGGGCUGACUGUUGUCCAGAAGGGGAGCAUCAAUAUGGGGGUUCCCUUCGAAAUUGAGAGGGUGGCUCGCACGCAUUCUUCUCAAGGUGUCGAGCCGGGAGCCGCCCAGGAAGAGGAGCCCCGCUCGUACCUGGGUAUCAGAAGCUUUUGGAAGCUUGGCGAACAGAAACCGCAGCCUAAAGUUCAGCCAACCAUGCAGAAGCCCAGGAUCACCGAGGAAAACAGUCCAGGCAGCUGGGAUGUUACCAGCUCCAACUGUAGCGCCAACCUCAACCUCUCGAGCCAGGCGUGGUACAACGGGCUGGAGGGCCACUUUAAGCAGUUUCUGCUUUAUCGACACUGUCGCCUCUUUCCCAUGCUUCUCAAUCACCCGGAGAAGUGCUCAGGGGAGACCUACCUGCUCAUGGUGAUUAAGUCAGUGGCCACCCAGCACGACCGUAGAGAGGUUAUUCGAAAGACGUGGGGCAAAGAGCGGGUGGUGAAUGGCAGAAGAGUAAAGACCCUCUUCCUGCUUGGCACGCCCUCUAAUGAAGCAGAAAGAGCAAACCAUCAAAAACUCGUGGAGUAUGAAGACGCUAUCUAUGGGGAUAUUCUUCAGUGGGACUUCUUAGAUAGUUUCUUCAAUCUGACUCUCAAGGAGACUCAUUUUCUGAAGUGGUUUCACACUUACUGCCCCAGAGUCCGCUACGUCUUCAAGGGGGACGACGACGUCUUUGUUAGCGUGGAGAACCUCUUUGAGUUUCUGGACAGCAGAGGCUAUGACAAGAACCUGUUUGUGGGGGAUGUGAUUUUUAAUGCUAAGCCCAUUCGUAACAAAGACAACAAAUAUUACAUCCCUCAGGCUAUGUAUAAUAAAACAUACUACCCUCCAUAUGCCGGCGGAGGGGGCUUUCUGAUGGAUGGGACGCUGGUCAGGAGGCUUCACUAUGCUUCAGAAACACUUGAGCUUUACCCCAUCGAUGAUGUCUUCCUGGGCAUGUGUCUUGAAGUGCUGCAGGUCACACCCGUAAAACACUACGCCUUUAAGACUUUCGGCUUGGUGAAAAAUAAGAAUAGCAAAUUGAACAGAGAACCUUGUUUCUUUAAAAACAUGAUAGUGGUGCACAAGCUGCUCCCCUCAGACCUCUUGCACAUGUGGAAUCUGGUCAACCGUGACCUUAUCUGCUCACAGAAAGUGAAUCUCCUAUAGCGUUAAGGACAAAACCCACGAGCUUUACAUCAGUGCAAGUCAAAAGGAAUUUACAGUACAGUGCAGGAGAGCCAAAAGCUAACGUCCAUGUAAACUCUCCUUUACAGUCUUUUACUUGCUGAUUCUGAGCAGCACUGCAAGUAUCUCAAAAGUAAAUUAUGAAGACCUUUUCUAAAAGGGUUUGGAAAGUUUUUGUAUUUAUAUGUAUAGUUUGUAAAACGUUUAGUGUCGGCACUCAAAUUCAGAGACAGCAAUCAAGUGGAGCUUUUAUAAAUGAGCACACCAAAGAAUUACGUUAGAAAUAUUUAUUCCAUUGAUUCUAAAAAGGGUCUACUUUUUUCUAAAAGCAAAAAUAGAGGCCUAUACCCUGCUUCUCUGCUUUUUUGGGACCAGAACAAUUGUUUCGCCUUCUUUUCGCCUUGGAAGUUGGGACAUGGAUCUGGAAACAUCUCCUGACUUAUUUAACUUGCAAACAUGUGGAGUAAUUAGGCAAACCUUAGCAAUAAAUAAUAUAUUUGCAUUUUUGUGUGUGUGUGUGUGGUCUAACACUGUAACACCGUUCACCAACAGGAAAUGAACAGCUCGGUGUCUGCAACUGAUAUAAAGAGAUGCAAUCUAACAGAAGUGCAAAUAAAACAUUUCUGCGGCUAUCUUCUGAGAGUGUUCAAUUUUAUCUUUAUUUAUUUUACUCAGAACUUCAAAAAUCAACUUCUGAGUACGAACAAAUGACUGAUUUUCAAUAUCAGUUUCCAGGUGGUCCUAAUGAUAUUGCUUUCUUUGCUGUAAUGCAUUUAAACAUAUCAGGAGAUGUUUUGGUUUUAUAACCCCCCCAAAGCUGUUAUCCAAGCUGUUUGAUAAUGUUGCACAAGGCUUUUGGAAUAAUUAUUAACGCAUGCUGCGACAACUUCAAAUGGUUUCGUUUAAGAGGAAGUAAAAACUCUCUACCUCAUUUGAGCAAAAAAAAAAAAAAAACUUGACCAAUUUUUGAAGUUUCCUGAAGUCGUCAUGUGUCCUUGCACUCAUUGUUUGAGAACAUGACUUGAUCCGUUACUGCAUAUCUCCUCCUAGGAACCUUGAAGAAAUAUCUUUAUACUUGUUUCUCACAUGCUGUCUGUGGAUUUGAAUGUGCUGAUAUACUUGACAUGAAUUUGGAUGAGUGUGUACUUUAACACUGUGAAUUAACUUUACUGCUGGUACGAGCUGUGCAACGUGAAUUUAUUCACCCCCCACCCCACAUAUUAGAGGGGCCAGGUUUGGGGUUCUUUAAUUUGAUACUGAAAAUUGUGUUUAAUAAUUACACUGAAUGUCAGGAGCUUUAGUAGGUAAUGAUUAUAUCUACAUCUGUAAAUAUAUGUAAAUUUAAUGUUUCAUCUGUAAAAAAUAAACAUGUUCACYAGCCAGUUGUC
Molecule: messenger RNA, 2837 nt
Organism: Austrofundulus limnaeus
Lineage: Eukaryota; Metazoa; Chordata; Actinopteri; Cyprinodontiformes; Rivulidae
Gene: b3gnt7
Product: UDP-GlcNAc:betaGal beta-1,3-N-acetylglucosaminyltransferase 7
Exons: 3
Coding region: 46-1431 (461 amino acids)
Biological process (GO): poly-N-acetyllactosamine biosynthetic process; protein O-linked glycosylation
Cellular component (GO): Golgi membrane
Molecular function (GO): UDP-glycosyltransferase activity; hexosyltransferase activity
Source: RefSeq, a predicted model, not a curated record